Molecule: messenger RNA, 184 nt
Organism: Racocetra persica
Lineage: Eukaryota; Fungi; Glomeromycota; Glomeromycetes; Diversisporales; Gigasporaceae
Source: the annotation of a GenBank genome assembly
AAUAAAUCCAACAUUCAAUGUAUUAUUAGCACCAAGAACAAACCCAACGUCCAAUAUAUUAGUGGGCACCAAGAAUGAAUCCAACGUCCAAUAUAUUAGUGGGCAACAAGAAUCCAACAUCCAAUGUAUUAGUGGCACCAAGAAUGAAUCCAACGUCCAAUAUAUUAAUGGGCACCAAGAAUGA